UGCUUUUGCACCGUCAUUCUUCAAAUGGUCGCGACAAAGAAGCUUCCUCUGUUCAUUCUCAACGGACCCAACUCCCUCUCGACAGUGAAAGUAAAAGUCCCCGUUAGGGUUCAUCAUUGAUGGAGCUUUCCUUCUAAGCAGCUCAAUUUUGAAGUUGGGGGUUCUGUUUAAUCUUUCUUGAAAAUGAACAAUUCUAAUCAGGACACGCAAAAUCAGAGCAUGCCUUUCUACUUUUUGGGUUUGAAGAGAGCUGAAGAAAAGCAAAGAAAUUGGAGCUGAUUUUGGGAGACCAGGGGGCCUUUUGCCUGGCUGGGCUGUCCGCUGGAACUGCUCUUACGCCUAUCCAUUUAUCACCCAUCCCACCUCUUGGAAUCUAUUCGUCCAAAAAAAAUCCUCUCCGAACCCAAUAUCUUCCAAGAGGCCAAGAAUCAAACGUGCCUCAUCAACUAUAGCACUCCCCCUCUUGUGCCCUCGAUUGCUCGUCUGCUGUCGGUGGUCAGGUACUGUUGUGUAGCAGCGACGUCGUCUAUCAGGAGUAAUUUGGGCAUGGAGGAUUCCACUGCAAUGACUAUCGAAUUUCUUCGGGCUCGGUUGUUGGCCGAGAGGUCUGUUUCAAGAAGUGCAAGACAGAGAGUUGAUGAGCUGGAACGAAUGGUAGAAGAACUGGAGGAGCAACUUAAGAUUGUUUCUCUUCAAAGAAAAAUGGCUGAGAAAGCCACAGAAGAUGUUCUUGCCAUUUUGGAGAGCCAGGGGAUAAGUGACAUUUCUGAGGAGGAGUUUGAUUCAAGCUCUGAUCAGGAAACGCACCAGGGAUCUAAAGUGGGAAAUAGCUUGGCAAAUGAAGAGGAAAGCUUUGUAGUUUCGAAGGUCCGAAGAAAGGAACAGGAGGAACAUUCAGGUUCUGAUGCUGAUUCUUCUCUCAUACCUGGUAGAAGCUUGUCUUGGAAAGGCCGCAUUGAUUCUCCACGUUCUCGUGAAAAGUGUAAGGAUCUGUCCGUGAGAAGACGUAGCAGUUUUUCAUCCAUUGGUUUCUCCUCACCAAGACACCACCUUGGAAAAUCCUGCCGCCAGAUAAAACACAAAGAAAAAAGAUCAGACAAGUUUGAUUCUCAUGAAAAUGGAGUUGGUGCUUCUUCAGAAGGGCUUCCAAAUUUCUCAAAUGGUGGAUCUGAGAAGUUGAGAGAAGGUUCUGAAUUCCCAGAAGAGAAGGUUUUAUCCAAUGAUUCACUCUCAAGGACCAAAGAAAAUCAAAGAGAUAGUGACCUGGAUUUCAAUGGGCAUGGAAGAGAGAAAGACAUGGAAAAAGCACUAGAACAUCAGGCGAAACUUAUUUGUGAAAAUGAAGAGAUGGAAAAGGCUCAAAGGGAAUGGGAAGAGAAGUUUAGAGAAAAUAACACCAGUACACCGGAUUCAUGUGACCCUGGGAACCAUUCAGAUAUCACUGAGGAAAGAGAUGAGAUCAAGGCUCAAACGCCAUGUUCUGCUGGGGUGGUGGUUGCCCAAGCUCAAGAGACAAAGUCACAGGAGGGAGAUGUUUGCCUACCUAAGGAAACGUUCAAAAUUCAGCAAAAUGGUUUCCUACCAGCUUCACAUGUAGAUAUGGGAGGGUUACAGGAUCAGCUGAAUAAAAGCACUGUUGCUCCGUCACAAGUUGAAGAAUUUGCAUUCCCUACCGAAAAUGGAAAGCAAAAUCAUGAGAGCCUAGAAAACUAUGCUUGUCACCCUUCACAUGGCUUCCAUCCUAACCCACUCGUGCAUGGAUCAGCCCACAACCGCUCAUCAGAUGCCUCUUCUUCUGUUGCAGGCAGUGGUUUCCAUAAAGGAAAUGCUUCAGGGAGCAGAAGUGACCUAUAUGCAUUGGUGCCUCAUGACUCGCAGGAUAGGUUGGGUGGUGUACUGGAUGCACUUAAACAAGCAAAGCUAUCACUACAACAGAACAUGACUAGAUUGCCACUAGUAGACAGUACAUCUGUACAUAAAUCCAUUGAACCGUCUAUUCCUGUUAUGAAAACUGGAGACAGAGUAGAGAUUCCUGUUGGUUGUGCUGGGCUUUUUAGACUACCAACUGAUUUUGCAGUUGAAGAAGCUGCGACUCAAAGUAGCUUCCUUGGUUCUUCUUGGUCUGGAAGGUAUUGUCCCGAAACACUUGUUACAAGCUCUUUUGUUGAGACGAGACCUACCUUUUCGAUGAAUGCUGCGGAUAGAUAUGUCCCCAGUCCCUACAUUGAGACAAGACAAGCUUUUUCUACUAAUGCUACUGAUCGAUUCAUCCCCAAUGCUUAUGUUGAGAGUAGACCAAACUUUCCCGCUAAUGCUGCUGAACCAUUUGUCACUAGUCCUUCCGUUGAUACUAGAUCAAAUUUUCCUGCUGAUAAUAGAUUUCUUAGUGGCCCCUAUGCAGAGUCUAGGUCAAGAGUUUCUACGCUGCAGCCACAUUUUGAUCCUUACUUUGAUAUGGGGUUACCCUCAUUGAGAUAUGCCCAGCCACCUUAUCCCAACUAUCCCUCUGUUCCAGACCGAACACCAUGGAUAACCUCUGAUGAAGCACUAACAAGAGCCCUUCCGAGAAAGCCAGUUGGGGCACCAACAGAUCAGUUUUCAUUUUACGAUCAAUUUCGACCUAAUAUGUACAGAUAGUAGCAUGCCAUUGCUAUUUAUUCAGUGUGAAGCUUAGAAGUGAAUAGUGGUUUUUGUAGAAAGGUUUUGAAGUCAGGGCCCUCUUCUUAAUUGCCUGUGUAUCCUCAUCAGGUUUCUGUAUUUAUUGAAGGUGACUCAGUCUGUACACGCAUGUCCAUCUUAUUUCGUCUUCUGUUUAAUGACUUUUCAAAGAAUUCUUUGAGUU
This is a messenger RNA of Prunus dulcis (almond), 2842 nucleotides long. RefSeq lists its product as uncharacterized. The record is from RefSeq and is a predicted model, not a curated record. The transcript is spliced from 7 exons. Bases 547 to 2637 code for a protein of 696 amino acids. Lineage: Eukaryota; Viridiplantae; Streptophyta; Magnoliopsida; Rosales; Rosaceae.